Messenger RNA from Mucor mucedo, 393 nucleotides. RefSeq lists its product as uncharacterized. Lineage: Eukaryota; Fungi; Mucoromycota; Mucoromycetes; Mucorales; Mucoraceae. The record is from RefSeq and is a predicted model, not a curated record. Bases 1 to 393 code for a protein of 130 amino acids. The transcript is spliced from 2 exons.
AUGAAAGAAGACGCUGGGUUGAUUCCAGUUGAAGAUGCUGAUCGUGGUUUAAAUGUUCUAUCACAUUUUGAUACAGAAAUCCGAUCUACCAGUUCAAGGACAGAAAGGACUUUCUGGAUAGAUCUAGUAGUCCUGAUCUUCCAGAUCUUUGGUGACCACAGCCAGUUGCUUGGGUUCCAAUGGUGCGAAGUAUCGACCGACGAGCAUAUGGAGUUUAUAAUGGACCCUGAUACCUGGAUGCGCACUGCGGGAAUAAAGUACCAUGAUGGGCUAGGUUACGAUCAGGAGUCCCAAAGUCGCCUGAUUAUGGAAGGCUCCAGCAAAAGUAUCACAAGGGAAGACAUAGAAGCAUACCCAGGAAGACACAAUCAAAAAUCUCCAUUUUUCAAUUGA